This is a messenger RNA of Zingiber officinale, 943 nucleotides long. RefSeq lists its product as uncharacterized. Bases 270 to 572 code for a protein of 100 amino acids. Lineage: Eukaryota; Viridiplantae; Streptophyta; Magnoliopsida; Zingiberales; Zingiberaceae. The record is from RefSeq and is a predicted model, not a curated record. The transcript is spliced from 2 exons.
AUCGCCGUCGUAUCUGCCUCCAGCCGCUACUUCUCCGUCUCUUCUACCACCUCCGCCGCCCGGCUCUCCACCACCCACCGAGAAUCCAUCAAUUCGCACUGGGAAUCGCUUCCCUCUUACAAAGUCUUUCCUGCUCAAGGAAUUCGAUCCUAACCGUUCUGUUUCUCUUCUCUCAUCCUUCGCUAAAUCCUCUUUGAUUACCUCCAUCGGCUACGCCUUCGACCUCAUCGCCCUCUGCUCGCUCUAUACAACUGAUUCUCCGAUAUUGAAUGCCUCAUCAAAUACCGCAAGUCAGCGGCCUCCGUUUCGGAGCCUUAAUAUCCUGUCGCUUAUUAUUUCCUAUGGUGCCGCCGGAAUCUUCCAGCAAGCUCUUAUAUCGAGCGGAGUACCUGGAUGUGGUAUUCAAUGAGAAGCUGAUCAGGGAGAUGCAGACCGCAGGGAUUGAGCCUGAUUUUCUGGCUGAUUUGUUUCAGAAUGAGGAUAUCUGCAUGCGGCUGGCUGUGUUCAAUGAUAACUGGAGGUUGAACAAAGUGUCAAAUUUUGAGACGGCGAAGCAAUCUGAAUACAGCUGAAUUUGAAGUAACGUGCCAUCGCUUUUGAAGCUCAAUAAGUCUAAGGUACAAUGCUAUACGACCAUGUUGCUAUAUUUGACUAAGGAUUUAGCCACCUCAAUGAGCACUAUUUUAUUUUGUAAUCGCUGCUGAAGUAUCAGUUUGUUACAUUUCUAUGUAUUAUUUAAACCCAAUAGUUACGCGUCGCACAGCAAUGCUAGUUUAUUGAUUGUUUGCUAGAUUUGAUAAGGCGUUAUUUUUCUUUAGGAUGUCUUAACAUGUUAAUGUAGUUUAUCAAUGGAUAUGAUGCGUCCUUUGCUUUAAUUUAAGGUCAAUAAUUUGGAGGAGUGCUUUGAAUGUCUUGGUCCUUUUGAGAUAGCAGUAAAAAUAUA